AGAAAAUACCGUUUCUUUUGUUUUAUGCCGUGAAUAGCGGCAGCGCGGCUUCUUCUUUCUUUCAUUCUUUGCAACACCGUCCAUAUUAUAUAAAACUAACAAAAAGAAGACGUUGAAGAACACGAUACCACCGCCACCACCUCUCUCAACCUUCGUCUUCACCUAUCCACCAUCCUCGUCCUGUAAAUUACUGUCAAAGAUAAACACCAUAUAGGAAGAAAAGCAAUCUUUUUUUUCUUUUUUUGAGGUGGGGGUGAUUGAAUUUCCAUGAUGGUUACAGAGAAUGGAUUGUGAGAAGCAAAACCUUGGCGGUGCGAUGAUGGGUAAGGUAACCAGGCUCUCAUGGUCGCCGCUUAUUCUUUUGAUCACCCUUAUAGUGCUUUUGUCCUUCCAAAUUACCACCAGAACCAUUUACCCGAUACGACUUAUGUCGGGAUUGUCCGAACCCGGUGUUUCCGGGGAUGUUGGGAGCUGUGUCGGCUUCCUCCGAGCGUUCCCCAGGAGAGAAGUUGUCAUGUCUAUCGAGGAUUUUGGUGGUGUUGGUGAUGGGAAAACGUCAAAUACUGACACGUUUCGGAAAGCGAUACGGUACAUGCAGCGUUUCGGAGAUAGAGGUGGGUCCCAGUUGAAUAUCCCUAAGGGGAGGUGGCUUACGGGGAGCAUUAACCUCACCAGUAAUUUCACCUUGUUUCUUGAAGAGGGUGCCGUUAUUCUAGGCUCUCAGGACCCAAAGGAAUGGCCUAUUGUAGAGCCUUUGCCUUCUUAUGGAAGAGGGAGGGAGAGACUAGGAGGAAGACAUAUUAGCCUUAUUCAUGGAAAUGGCCUUACCAAUGUUGUCAUUACAGGGCAAAAUGGGACAAUUGAUGGUCAGGGGAAGAUGUGGUGGGAGUUAUGGUGGAACAGAACAUUGAAGCACACCAGAGGACACCUUGUAGAACUAAUGAACUCUCAUAAUAUCCUCAUCUCCAAUCUCACUUUCCGAAAUUCUCCAUUUUGGACCAUACACCCUGUUUACUGCAGCAAUGUUGUGGUUAAAGACAUGACAAUUUUGGCUCCCCUGAAUGCCCCGAAUACUGAUGGUAUAGACCCAGACUCGAGCACCAAUGUUUGUAUUGAGGACUGUUACAUUGAGAGUGGGGAUGAUCUUGUAGCAGUGAAGAGCGGAUGGGAUCAGUAUGGCAUCAAAAUGGCUCAUCCAAGUUCAAACAUUGUAGUGAAGAGAGUUUCGGGCACAACUCCAACUUGCUCUGGUGUUGGAAUAGGUAGCGAGAUGUCUGGAGGGAUCUUUAAUGUAACAAUUGAAGAUUUGCAUGUCUGGGAUUCAGCAGCAGGGGUGAGAAUAAAAACUGAUAUAGGCAGAGGAGGAUAUAUAGCAAAUAUUACUAUAAGUAAUAUAACAAUGGAGAGAGUCAAGAUUCCCAUUAGGUUCAGCAGAGGCUCCAAUGAUCACCCUGAUGAAGGUUGGGAUCCAAACGCAAUGCCAAUUGUGAAAGGUGUUUCUAUAAGUAAUGUGGUGAGUUUGAAUUCAACAAAAGCCCCAGUUUUGCAGGGAAUCAAGGAUGCACCAUUUGAUGGGAUAUGCAUGAAGAAUGUUACACUAAUUGGUCUGGCAUCAUCUGCAUUAUGGCAUUGUGAAUUUGUCUCAGGAUUUGCCAAAGAGGUCUUCCCAAUGCCUUGUCCCCAGUUGCAGAAUAAUGUCAAUACAUCUUGGUGUUCACACUCUUAAGCUUCAAUGGUCAAUGUGGAAAGUAUUUUAGAGUUUGGGUUGAACUUGGAGGGUCUCUCCAAUUUCUUUUGGCAGAUGGUCCGCAACUCUGCAAUGAUCAAAUUAGAGUUGAAGAACCAUGUUACAGGUCUUGUUGAAUUGGAUUGACCUGAAGGAUCAUAUUACAGGGGUCUGCAUAGAGCAGUUUGGGAGUUGAAUAAUUCUUUGCUUUGGCAUGAUUCUAGCUGCUGUAUCAAGGAGUUCUCAGAAUGCUACUGGUAUAAGUGCCAGACUACAAAUUGAAGGCUGACUGACUUGAGCAGUUUUGACUCGCCUGAAUGAUUUACAGAUUUGCUUGGAGGUUUCAUUCUUAUACAAUACUUGGCUUUUUAAAAUUUCUGUGAUUAGUCGCUCACUGGCUGCACAUAAAAAUACCAGGAUAUACAAAUGUAACUUCUUUUUUUGGUUUUGGAAAAUGCAUUAUUUUGUUCAGUGAUUUUUGGUCCUCAUCAUCUCUUCCUUGCAUCUCCUUCUUGGCCUUGUUUUUGUAGCCAAAGAAGGCUGAUGCCUUCAACAGUGUCUUAUGAGCUAUUGUUGCUCAUUAAUCUGACGGAACUAAUUUUCUUUGCUAUCCUGAGAGAUGCAUACAGAAUUUUCGAAGUUAUGUCUUCAGAGUAAUUCUGGUUUCUGUAUUUCAUUAUCUGGAUUUUAUAAUUAGAGUGAAAACGAAGCAUUGGUCUCUUAGGAUA
Messenger RNA from Hevea brasiliensis (rubber tree), 2454 nucleotides. RefSeq names its product probable polygalacturonase. Bases 284 to 1726 code for a protein of 480 amino acids. Gene Ontology annotation, biological process: carbohydrate metabolic process. Lineage: Eukaryota; Viridiplantae; Streptophyta; Magnoliopsida; Malpighiales; Euphorbiaceae. Gene Ontology annotation, molecular function: polygalacturonase activity. The record is from RefSeq and is a predicted model, not a curated record. The transcript has 5 exons.